CCGGCUUUCUAAAGACGUAGUAUGCUUUCAAAGUGACAGCAUCUGUGUAACGAUGUCUUCCCCAAAGAGUUCUUCAGGUGAAGCUAGGAAACAGAAUGGUUCGCGGAAAAGAAAACGCCCUGAUCCACAAGAUUCGGAUUUAAACGGAAGAGCUAAAAGCAAGGCUGUCCGCGUGUCACCGCGUGAACCCGCUUUCUUGUUUGAACCAGACUUGACAAUUUCGUCUCCCGAGGAGCAAGUUUCCGACAAUCUAGAGCCGAUUACUUUACAGGACGCAAAAGAUGGAAAAGCAACAAGGCCAAUUCGUGUCUAUGCUGACGGUGUUUACGAUGUGUAUCAUUUUGGACACGCGAGGGCACUGAUGCAGGCGAAACAAGCUUUUCCGACAGAAGUAUAUCUGAUGGUGGGAGUGUCUAAUGACGAAUUGACGCACAAGUACAAAGGAUUCACAGUCAUGACAGAGGAUGAAAGAUAUGAAUCCCUGAGGCAUUGCCGUUAUGUUGAUGAGGUUAUCUGUGAUGCUCCUUGGGCAGUAACUCCUGAUUUUAUUGAACUCCAUAAGAUUGAUUUUGUCGCACAUGAUGACUUACCUUACAAGAGUGCUGGUGCUGAUGACAUUUACAAGGAGGUCAAAGCCAUGGGGAAGUUUGUGGCCACUCAAAGAACAGAAGGAAUUUCUACAUCAGACCUGAUUGCAAGGGUGGUCAAAGAUUAUGAUGUUUAUGUCAGGAGAAAUCUUGCAAGAGGUUACACUGCGAAAGAACUGAAUGUCAGCUUUAUUAAGGAAAAAGAAGUUCAGGUCAGGCAGAAAAUGGAUGAGAUCAAAGGGAAACUAACAGACAAGUCCCAGGAGGUGCUUCAAAAGUGGGAAGAAAAGUCCCGGGAUUUUAUAGGCAGCUUUAUCGACAUGUUUGGAAGGGAUGGUCGAUUGAACCAGUUGUUUGGCAAAGGCAAAGACACUAUAUUUGAUGCAGGGGCACGUAUCAAGGGGGCUGGAGUCAGAAUAAAGAGGGCGCUGUCACCAGGACGGAACAUAGACCCUGUGCUGGAUGUGUCUCCAUCUUGUUCUCCUUCGUCAUCACCCAAAUUUCCCCGCCUGUCUCUUCAGCCGGAAAUUAGUGACGAUGAGGAUGAUGGCAUUGAUGAUGGUAGUAAUAUGCCAAUUUGAUUGGUUAAAAUAAGAACACAGUCAUUCAAUUA
This is a messenger RNA of Pocillopora verrucosa, 1200 nucleotides long. Its product is annotated as choline-phosphate cytidylyltransferase B. Gene Ontology annotation, molecular function: choline-phosphate cytidylyltransferase activity; phosphatidylcholine binding. Gene Ontology annotation, biological process: CDP-choline pathway. Lineage: Eukaryota; Metazoa; Cnidaria; Anthozoa; Scleractinia; Pocilloporidae. The record is from RefSeq and is a predicted model, not a curated record.